GCACUUGCUAACAAAGAAUUGCGAUUGAGGGGUCCGGGCGGAAUAUCAAAGAUGCUUCAGCUUACUAAAGAAAACGUGGUUUCCUAAAACAAAAAUAAAUAAAAGUUAGACUUUUCAAAAUGCAAGAUGCAGCUUCUGGCUCAGCAGUCCUGCCUGCCCUUCCCCAUAACCCUGGACCAGCCGUACUCCCCACUGAAGAAGCUGACGAUUUGGAGAGAACUUUGGAAAGCGACAAUGAGCUAUCUGGAGCAGAAAGCUUUUUAACUGAAGAGCUUGAUGAGGAUUGGCACGAUCGAUUUGAGGACUGUUUUUUCAGUGAUGAUAGUGAUGACAGUGAUGACUCUGCCUAUACACAGUGCCAGUCAAGCACAUGUUCUACACCGCCAGCAGCACCUCAACUUCCACUGAGGAGAGAAUCUACACCUAGGAGAACACAUACCAGGGGGCGCAGACAAUCUAUAGGGAGCAUUCAGAGCUCCCCACUGUGCCGCUCCAGAUCACGCUCCCUACACCACACAACACCUGAACAGCACUGGAAAACAGAAAGUGAUCCAGAUGUCCCACCAGUUCUCCCCGGAUUUGCCCCUGCUAGGCCCCCGGGGGUGCAACUGGAUAAAUCAGCCGUACACAGUCCACUUGAAUUGUUCCAGCUGUUUUUCUCCACCAGUGUUGUCAGAAAACUAUGUAGCAACACCAACAAGCAAGCUACAAAGAGGAUAAUACAGGGACUUCAGUUCAAAUGGACUGAUGUCACCCCCCAAGAGUUACUAAAAUAUAUUUCACUGGUUAUUUUCAUGGGGCUUCUAAAGCUAGGAUCGAUCAAAUCCUACUGGAGACAGAAAAACAUUUUCUCAGUGCCGUUUCCGGGAACAGUGAUGGCAAGGGACAGGUGGCUCUUGAUUUCCUCAAACUUGCGCAUGAGUGAUCCGGCCGAGGAUGCUGUAAAUGACAGCAAAAAGGGCUCAUCAGAAUACGACCCGCUGUUCCGUCUCAAGCCUCUGAUGACCAAAAUCAAUGCAGCGUGCAAGUCUUUUUACCAACCAAGGAAAAAUCUGGCAAUUGAUGAGAGGAUGGUGGCAACGGAGGCGAAAACAGGGAUGACACAGUAUAUGAAACACAAACCAGCAAAGUGUAGGUUCAAACUGUUUAUACUGGCUGACUCUUCCAAUGGAUACACAUCAAACUUUAUUGUGUACACAGGGAAGUCCAAAUUCCACACAGGCUUUGGACGUCCUUAUGAUGCAGUUGUGGGCCUCCUGGACAAACUGUUUUUGGGAAAUGGUUAUCACAUCUACUGUGAUCACGUUUAUACAAGCCCUCAGCUAUUCAGACACCUGUCUUCUCUGCAAUUUAGAGCCUGCGGUACAUAUCGAGCCGGGGGGAUGGGAGCCCCUACAUCCCAGCUGAAUGCCCUGACCAAAAAGUCCCCAAGAGGCUCGAUCAGGUGGAUUCGAGAUGGCGACCUGCUCUUUGUCAAGUGGAUGGACUCAAGCGAGGUGUCCAUCUACUCAACAAUCCAUCAAGCCUACACGUCAGAUGCAGUGAUGAGAAGACUUAAGACAAAAGAUGGAACCUGGAAGAAAAUCAGUGUUCCCAUACCCACUCCAAUAGUGGAGUAUAACAAGCACAUGGGAGGUGUGGACUUGUCGGAUCAUCUGAUCCAAUGCACCACUUCUCACCACAAAGCGACGAGGUUGUAUAAGACCAUGUUCUUGCACUUUUUGGACAUAGCCGCAUGCAACAGCUACAUUCUACAUAAAGAACUAUGUACAGAACAAAAGACUAAUCCCCUGACACACAGAGCUUUUAUGGAGGAGCUCACAGCUCAACUUGCUGGGGCGACUCCGGAAGCAGAGGCUGCAGAAAGGAGGACAAACCACACACCUGUGCCCUUUGCCCCUUUCGACCCAGCAAAACCUGAAAACAGGCCUACAGAUGUAAGGAAAUACUGUGACCUCUGCAAGGGUAACAAAGCCUACAACAAGACCUCCUGGCAGUGUGGGGCAUGCCUGGUGCCCCUCUGCAACCAACUAGAUAGGACUUGCUUUACUCGCUGGCAUGAUGGAAUGAUGGAUUUAUGAGGGAUAAUGUGUGUAAAAACGUAUUAGACUGCUUGCACAGAAGUUUCAUUAAUUCAUUGUUCCAUUCACAUUUUAAAACGAGAUUCUUCAUUAGGCCGGGUUACAAGCCACCAAUCUGAGAGCUAUCCAUUCUCUUGCUGUUUUGGACCUACUCUUUGGAUUGACAUACUUUUGCAUUUUGAAGGGGAAUUAUGUUUUUGUUUUGUGUUGGAGUUUGGACUCUGGUAUAAACUAUUGAGUGUUUUGUUGGUUUGGGAACUGCUGUUUGGAUUUAAUUGAACUGAAUCAACUUCGUUGUGAAGAAGGUUGACAUGUUCAUUUGCACAUGUGUAUAUUUAACUAUGUUGUAAUGCAUGAAUAAUGUAUGUACACAGUCUGGCUGGUUAUCUGUACACACAGGAACAGUCUCUUUUGAACUUGCUUUAGUUUAGCAGGUAGUGAUCCAAGCCAAUUGUUACGCUGCUGGGACAUGGUUAUUUUAAAGCUGUACAAAUAUUAA
Messenger RNA from Esox lucius (northern pike), 2580 nucleotides. Its product is annotated as piggyBac transposable element-derived protein 4-like. The transcript is spliced from 4 exons. Bases 120 to 2081 code for a protein of 653 amino acids. The record is from RefSeq and is a predicted model, not a curated record. NCBI's taxonomy places the organism in Eukaryota, Metazoa, Chordata, Actinopteri, Esociformes, Esocidae.